Molecule: messenger RNA, 813 nt
Organism: Metarhizium acridum CQMa 102
Lineage: Eukaryota; Fungi; Ascomycota; Sordariomycetes; Hypocreales; Clavicipitaceae
Source: RefSeq, a predicted model, not a curated record
AUGGAUGGCGUUGCCAGCACUCCGCACUACCGAGCAUGGACUCCCGAGGUCCAUUGGCGCCGGCGCCGAUUGUUGCAGCCACCCACCAGCCACGCCAUUGAUUCGAAGGCCUCUCGGAUCAUUCCUGUGGUGGCACGACAUGGUGGGCGUGAUAAAUCAGAAAGAGGUCGCGUGAUGCCACGGUAUUGUACUUGGCGCUGUGGAACUCGAGAUGGAGCGAGUCGCGUGUCGAAUGCCCACAACCGGGCAAGCGCGGAAAAUCCAAACGUCAACUGGUCACUGGUGCAUUCGUGGCGGCAUGCGGCUCCUGGUCCACCACGGGCGCGCUUGCGUCGCCGCAUGGGGACCCUUUUGGUCCGUCGUCUUGGAAAGCCCCUAUUUUCAUCAUUUGCAUUUGCUAGUACAUCCUUCUUUGAAUACCGAGCCUGGAAGAUGUACCCUAGAUCGUGUUUUUUUUUGCCGCGUCACGAGCUUCCUGCCAACCGUGCUAAAGCCGCUGUUGAAGCUGUUGAAGCUGUUGAAGCUGUUGAAGCUGUUGAAGCUGUUGAAGCUGUUGAAGCUGUUGAAGCUGUUGAAGCUGUUGAAGCUGUUGAAGCUGUUGAAGCUGUUGAAGCUGUUGAAGCUGUUGAAGCUGUUGAAGCUGUUGAAGCUGUUGAAGCUGUUGAAGCUGUUGAAGCUGUUGAAGCUGUUGAAAAGCUGCUGUUGAAGCUGCUGUUGAAGCUUAUCGCGGCCCUCGUCAACGCGCCCGUCAACACGCCCGUCAACGCGGGCAAACAAGGGCUCAAUUUAAUACGUAUCGCGUGCCACAGCUAA